CGCGUAGGCGGGGCGCUUUACACGGAAGUCAACAGCGGGCGGUGGGCGAACCUUCUCUGGCCCACGCCCCUCAGUCCGGAACCCACGCACCCUCAGUGAUUACCCGCACAGAUUGAAGUCAUGGCCAUUCUUUUUGCCGUUGUUGCCAGGGGAACCACUGUCCUUGCCAAACAUGCUUGGUGUGGAGGAAACUUCCUGGAGGUGACGGAGCAGAUUCUGGCUAAGAUACCUUCUGAAAAUAACAAACUAACAUACUCACAUGGCAAUUAUUUGUUUCAUUACAUCUGCCAAGACAGGAUUGUAUACCUUUGUAUCACUGAUGAUGAUUUUGAACGUUCCCGAGCCUUUAAUUUUCUGAAUGAGAUAAAGAAGAGGUUCCAGACUACUUAUGGUUCAAGAGCACAGACAGCACUUCCAUAUGCCAUGAAUAGCGAGUUCUCAAGUGUCUUGGCUGCACAGCUGAAACAUCACUCUGAGAAUAAAGGCCUGGAUAAAGUGUUGGAGACUCAAGCCCAAGUGGAUGAACUAAAAGGAAUCAUGGUCAGAAACAUAGAUCUGGUAGCUCAGCGGGGAGAAAGAUUAGAAUUAUUGAUAGACAAAACAGAAAAUCUCGUGGAUUCGGUAUUCAUUUAUAUCAUUGUGUCAUAUCUCUGUGGUGGAUUCACAUGGUCAAACUGUGUGAAGAAAUAAGAAAGAAGUUGUCAUUAACCGAAGAUAUGAGAAAACAAGAAGUUAAAAGCAAUCCAUGUGACUCAAGCCUUUCACUGCUGACAGAUGGUGUCUGCCAGUCUCUUCAGCCCACUUCUCCCUUUUCUUCUUUUUUUUUUUUUUUUAUUUUUU
Molecule: messenger RNA, 840 nt
Organism: Tupaia belangeri chinensis (Chinese tree shrew)
Lineage: Eukaryota; Metazoa; Chordata; Mammalia; Scandentia; Tupaiidae
Product: vesicle-associated membrane protein 7
Biological process (GO): vesicle fusion; exocytosis; endosome to lysosome transport
Cellular component (GO): SNARE complex; membrane
Molecular function (GO): SNAP receptor activity; SNARE binding
Source: RefSeq, a predicted model, not a curated record